AUGCUGGACGAGCAAGUGGUGCAACUAAAGCAAAAGCAACUCGGGGCAGAAAUGUUAAAGCAGAUUGAACGCGAAGAAUCCAAGAAGAAGAUGAGCGUGGUGGAAAUGGAAGAAAAGCACAUGCAGGAGGAAAGGCGUCGACUUGAGAGGGAGGGCGCCCUCUACAACAUAAGGCAACACAAACAGAAACUCAAACAGAAGGCCGUAGAUAUCCAGGAGAAUCUGGCGAUGGAGAACGAGUUGAUUCUCAAACUAAAAAAUCUGGAUAUGGAAAGGAUGAUGCAAGAUGCCAAAAAGCGCCAGCAAGUCAAGGAAACCUUCGAGAAAUACGCCAACUUGGUCAAAAUGCAACAAGAGUUGGAAAAGGAUCGGCAAAUGCAACUGGAUUUUGUUUUUGAUUCGGAAGCGAAGGAGAUUUUUGAGCGCCAAACUGAACUGUGGAAGAACGAAGAAAAAUGUCGACAAAAGUUACUGAAAGAGGUGCUGGCAACCAUCAAAAAACAAAUCGAGGAUAACCUGGAGAAAAAUCGAGAACGACAAAGAGAACUCCAACGAGAAAAGAAAGAAAAUGAGGUGAACAUACAAGAAUACAAUAAGGAAUUGGAAAAGCUUGACAGAGAGAAAGAAAACAAGAAACUCAACAGAAGAGUGGGGUUGGAUGAAGAUGUCAAAGUGAAGAAUGCCAGAAAAUUUCAGCAGGAAAACAUAAAAUUGAAGGAAUUGGAUGAUGAGUUGGAGAGAAUACGGAAAGAAGAAGAAAGGUUGAAGAAAGAGAUUCUAAAUAUACAGAAAAAACAUGCUAUGUUAGUGUUUUAUAAAAAUAAAUGA
Brassicogethes aeneus is the source of this 828-nucleotide messenger RNA. The record is from the annotation of a GenBank genome assembly. NCBI's taxonomy places the organism in Eukaryota, Metazoa, Arthropoda, Insecta, Coleoptera, Nitidulidae.